Messenger RNA from Capsella rubella, 783 nucleotides. Its product is annotated as 60S ribosomal protein L12-2. Gene Ontology annotation, molecular function: large ribosomal subunit rRNA binding; structural constituent of ribosome. Gene Ontology annotation, cellular component: ribosome; cytosolic large ribosomal subunit. The coding region runs from base 87 to 587 and encodes 166 amino acids. NCBI's taxonomy places the organism in Eukaryota, Viridiplantae, Streptophyta, Magnoliopsida, Brassicales, Brassicaceae. The transcript has a single exon. Gene Ontology annotation, biological process: translation. The record is from RefSeq and is a predicted model, not a curated record.
CUAAAAGCUCAUUUCGCAGCAGCCUCUUUUCGUUUAGCCACUUGGAUCGAACCGAGAAGAAGAGCGAAACUCGAAUUCACAGAACCAUGCCGCCGAAGUUGGACCCGAGCCAGAUCGUCGAUGUGUACGUACGUGUAACCGGAGGAGAAGUCGGAGCCGCCAGUUCCUUAGCUCCAAAGAUCGGUCCCCUCGGUCUCGCACCUAAGAAGAUCGGAGAAGACAUCGCGAAAGAGACGGCGAAGGAAUGGAAAGGACUCCGUGUGACCGUGAAGCUGACGGUUCAGAAUCGUCAGGCUAAGGUGACAGUGGUGCCAUCCGCUGCAGCCCUGGUCAUCAAGGCGUUGAAGGAGCCAGAAAGAGACAGGAAGAAGGUGAAGAACAUUAAGCACAAUGGUAACAUCUCAUUCGAUGAUGUGAUUGAGAUAGCUAGGAUAAUGAGGCCUAGAUCUAUCGCCAAGGAGCUGAGCGGGACUGUGAGGGAGAUUCUUGGAACCUGCGUCUCUGUGGGAUGCACUGUUGAUGGGAAAGACCCCAAGGAUCUUCAGCAGGAGAUUCAAGAAGGUGAUCUCGAUAUUCCUGAGAAUUAAAAAAAAAAUGGAACAAUGGGAAUUUGAAAUGCUCUUGUUAUCUCAUCUUCUAUCCUUUUACCCUAUUUUGUUUUUGUUUGGGAACUUAGCUGCUAUCAUCUUUCACUUAGAAUGACUCAAGUUUUGAAUUAUUGUGUUAUGUUUCGAAUCCCCAAUGGUUCUUUUCUAUCAUCGCUAUUCAAUUUCUGCUUCUGCU